Molecule: messenger RNA, 204 nt
Organism: Microthlaspi erraticum
Lineage: Eukaryota; Viridiplantae; Streptophyta; Magnoliopsida; Brassicales; Brassicaceae
Source: the annotation of a GenBank genome assembly
AUGCAUAGAUUGAUGCCGCGAACGGCCACAUCAGCGAUUGUGGAGGAAGGAGUUGAGGUGGUGAAGAUAUUGGAGGAUUCGUAUGAAGAUUGCAAGAGAUUUAUGAUGGAGAUGAUUGUGAAGAAGAUAUUUGAAGUGGCUGAGCUUGAAAGAUUUGAAUCUGGAGAGCUCCAAAGGGAAUCUGGAGAGCUCCAAAGGGAAUAG